UACAUAAUCUAUAACAGAAAUCAAAUCAUAACAAGCGGCUAAUUGCGUACCAAAAUUCCAUCCAAGAGGCUUAGACAAACAAGCUCUCUAAUUACUCCCGACCAGACCAGACCAAACCAACUAGACCAGUUCCAACCUCAUCUCAUCGACCAAUCUGUUGGCCAAUGUUGGAAGACCCAAUGACCUCAACCGCAAAAAGAUACAUAAUUAUACCAAGCAGCCAGAAAACCACGUCCAAAACUCCCAAUGAGCAGUACACUCCCAACCAAAAUACCCAUCCAUCAAUAUCCCCCCUCUUACCCCCAAAACCAUGCCCACCUUCGGAUUCUGGCGCGCCGAAGAAAAAUCCUCCAAACCCAAGAAAAAACAUCGUGAACGACCCUCGUCAAAAAUCAUCUCCAUCCGCGAAAAACUGCACCCCGUAUUCCACGCCCCAGGCGUCUACGUCUCCCCUCAAAACCACUAUUCCACACACGUAUACCUAAUAUUCCAUCGCUACGAAGACAUGAAAUCAGGGCUGUUCUCCGCAACGAUAUCAUUCCGAACAAUGUAUAAUGAUUUUAAAGGAAUGAAAACAGUAGAUAUAUCACCUAACAGCGAAGAAGCAGAUGCGCAAUUUGAUAUUAAUGGAGGGGAAAUGAAGGGGGUGAUGGGAAGUCGAAGGAUGUUCGUGUGUAAAAUUGGGUGGGUGCAGAGGAAUGAGAAUAGGGUAUGGUGUAUGCGAAGGUUGCAGGAGUGUUUGCCGUUUCCUGUGAGACCGGAUACGAUGGAUAGUGUUGAGUGGGAGGAGUUGAGGAUGAAGGGAAUUCGAGAUGUGAGUGGAUUUCAAAGGCGAUUGGGGUGCUUAAGAAGGGGAGUACUGGGAGAGCUUGCCCGUGGAACAGUUUAGGAGAGACAUGCUGAAGUGAAGAAGAUGAGCGGAGUUGGGGAUUUUGAGGAUGAGAAACGCGCGUGGAAAAGGAGGGUUGAUAGGGCGACUCGACAUUUUGAUCAUUCGGGUGAUGUGCUUGCUUAUAGGGAGACAUUGAAAGAGCUUGGUCCGGAGCCUGGGCUUUCGUCGGAAGCUAAACAAGCGAGGUAUUUGGAUAAGAUUAUGAAUGAUGUUGGAGCGGCAUUGUAUUCUAAACAUGAAGAGCCAAGCAAAUUUUCAGAUAAGUAUAGACGAAGAGGUGAAUGAGCAGGAUUUUAAUGUUAGACUUGCGGAACAAUGUUUCGUGCGCGGAAUAAAUCAUUUUUCUGGAAAAUCAUAAUUUCUGGAGCCGAAGGGGGGUCAUACUAAACUGGAACAGAAGAGAAAGACAAGUUUAGGAGCGAUGAUAUAGUAGAAGGUUAAUAUCCAAGAAUGUUAUAAUAUUCUUUCAAACUUAGCAUUUAAAGACAGCUUGUGCCAGUCCUUGUCACUUAAGCAAACACAAAAUUGCGAAUUCAUUCUAACUUAACACCAAUACACGAUCAGCUAUUAAUGCUAAAUUACGCACCUUUCUCACAUGAAUAAAAUGAUGAUACA
Molecule: messenger RNA, 1507 nt
Organism: Sclerotinia trifoliorum
Lineage: Eukaryota; Fungi; Ascomycota; Leotiomycetes; Helotiales; Sclerotiniaceae
Source: the annotation of a GenBank genome assembly